Messenger RNA from Fomitiporia mediterranea MF3/22, 1917 nucleotides. It is a transcript of the gene Fmfet3, whose product is annotated as Fet3 protein. NCBI's taxonomy places the organism in Eukaryota, Fungi, Basidiomycota, Agaricomycetes, Hymenochaetales, Hymenochaetaceae. The coding region runs from base 1 to 1917 and encodes 638 amino acids. Gene Ontology annotation, biological process: cellular response to iron ion starvation; reductive iron assimilation. The record is from RefSeq and is a predicted model, not a curated record. Gene Ontology annotation, cellular component: high-affinity iron permease complex. Gene Ontology annotation, molecular function: copper ion binding; ferroxidase activity. The transcript is spliced from 10 exons.
AUGUUUUCUCUCGCUGGAACUGUGCUUGCACUCUCGCUCGCUGCUCUCUCCAGCCUUCCUGUCGCUCAGGCAGGCAUCACUGAGCUCUGGUGGAACAUCACCUAUGUCGAGGAUGUCAACCCCGAUGGUCUCUUCCCGCGUCGCGCAAUAGGCGUCAAUAACUCUUGGCCACCGCCACCGAUCGACGUUAGCGCAAACGACACCCUUAUCUUACAUGCGCUCAACUCGCUUACGGAACCGACUACUCUGCAUCAUCAUGGGAUGUUCUUUAAUAAUGCAAGUUGGUACGAUGGUGCCGUCGGUGUUAGUCAAUGUGGGAUUCCUCCCGGCGAUUCGUUUACAUACGUUGUGCCGAUCAAUGAGUCUGGGCAAUGGGGAACUUAUUGGGUCCAUGCUCAUGAUAAUGGACAUUAUGUCGACGGUCUGCGUGCUCCCGUCGUGAUUCACCCACAGCAGGAAGUGCACACCUACGAUGAAGAAUUCACUAUCGUUGUCGGCGAUUGGUACCAUGACGAACACGGGGUCCUCUUGAACGAAUUCAUCAGCAUUGCAAAUCCUGGAGGCGCAGAACCGGUUCCGAAGGCACCGCUUAUAUACUUCGCGCAGAAUGGUACAUACAUGAAUGGCUUCAAUGGCAAUGCGAGCCUUCCGUUCCAACCUGGGAAGACGUAUCGUCUGCGAAUCGUCAAUACGUCCGCUUUUGCAAUGUUUUUCUUCUGGGUUGAAGGUCAUCAGAUGCGUAUUAUCGAGGUCGACGGCACCGACACUCAGGAGAUGCCUGUUGACUUACUUUCGCUUACUGUUGCUCAACGUUAUUCCGUACUGGUCACCGCUUUGAAUGACUCAACUGCGAACUGGGCGAUUCAUGCGAAUAUGGACACGGAUAUGUUUGACACCGUCCCAGAUGAUCUUAAUCCCAAUGCUACUGCACAAGUUAUCUAUUCUCAAUCGUUCACACUCAACGAGCCGCAAACGAUCGACGCGUACGGUGAUACGAACGAUACCGCACUGGUACCCGUUCAGGUCGUUCCUCAAUACAGUGGUUCAGUUCGAACUGUCCCGCUAGUGGUUUCAUUCGACACAAUGACCGACGGCACUAACCGAGCAAUGUUUAAUAACAUCACUUAUAACACUCCCGUUGUGCCUUCGGUCUUCAGUGCAGUCAGCAUGGACAGUGUCGCUGGACCUGGAGCAGCGGACGUCGCAUCGGCGUAUGGACCUUGGAACUACGUUCUCGAUGAUGGCGAUGUUGUGGAUAUCCUUCUAAUGAACAGUGACGCCGGCAAACAUCCUUUCCAUCUUCACGGACACCAAUUCCAAAUCGUCAACCGCGCAACGGACUACACAUCCGACGAUCCGUCACUCAACCCACCUCUUGUCGAAGGUCAACCCAACCCAGUGCGUCGCGACACCGUACAAGUCGAGUCUGGUGCGAGCGUCACCCUUCGUUUCCAAGCAACAAACCCUGGGGCAUGGAUGUUCCACUGCCAUAUCGAGUGGCAUCUUCAGGCCGGUCUUGCAGUCACCUUCAUCACAGCUCCAGAGGAGAUGGCUGCUGCUUCAACAGCAGGGAGACACCCUAUUCCACAAUUCAUGUUCGACCAGUGUGCAGCGUUGAACGAACCUACGACGGGGAAUGCGGCAGGGAAGAACAGCACGACUGACUUGACUGGCCUCACUCUUGGACCGUUCCUGCAGAACAAUGGAUGGCACGGAAAGGGGAUCGGUGCAAUGUUUGGUUGCGUGCUUACUGCCUUCCUCGGUAUGCUAAUGGUAAGCUGGUAUGCACUUGGCGAACGCCUCUCAGACGAGGAGGUCGAGGCCGAAACGAGAAGACAUCAGGAUGAGAAGGAAGCUCGUGGUCGGUUCUUCGGUGUCGGGAAACUUCUGGACAGAUCGAAAGCAAAAUCCGGAUAG